AUGGGCGUCUGGGCACGAUGCCUGAUGCAGGAGGUGGGUGGGUGGGUGGCAAGGGACUGGACCGCUGGCUCUGGUUUGUCCAGACUCCUGAUAAGUCAGUCUCCAUCCAGCGUCAGCAAUCAUGGUCCCUCCCGUGCACUGUGGCACUGCACUGCGUUUGCCUGGACGGCCGAAUCGUCUCUCUCUGUGCAGCCGUCUGCAUACUUGCAGGUUUCGCCAACGAUUCUCGGCCUUAGAAAGGGGAUCACGUACGCAAGCACGCAGGGCACACGAAUAUGCAGUGCUUGCAUGGUCUGGCAACGUGGACAGGCUCGGGCCAUCGAACCUUUCUCCAACUUUGCAGACCAGCCAAUUCCUCGGGAGUGCCCUUGUCUGCCCAAACGCCAACACCGGCCGGCAGGAGAACGGCAGCAACGGAAAACGGAAAAGGGGGAUGGAUGUGCAAGCAUCGCAUCUCAGUCGACCAGCCAGCCAGUCGCUAGUCCAUGUCGGUCGGUGUGGAUGGACCCUGAUCGUCCAAACCACCAGAAACACGCCAGUGGCGACAAGGCCCAGCCCGAAUCCCGACUGACGGAACUGCUCAUCCGACCUCCAGCAUUUUUCGCAUUGCCAACGUCUCUCGCGUGCUCCAUCCCCAAGUCUUGCGUGCAGAGGCACGGGUUUUACUCGGACGGGUCUGCCAUGCUCUGCCGUUUUGGGCCAGAGACUGGACCGAGGUCCCCUGUCCUGUCGGCAUCUGUCCGUCGCCUCACCGACCUCACCGCUUGCUCCGAUUCCGCAAUGCCCUCAUCUCUUCUCGGCUCUCCCGUCCCGUUGAGAACGAUAAUGGUCUGCAACAAUCUGUCUCGGACUUGCGUCCGUUGCUCUCUCUUCCGCUCCAUCUUGCGAGUUGCUUGCGCCCAUUCCGUCCUUUCGACGACCCCCUCCCGCCCCCCUACCCCCCACUUUCGCACCGGUGGAGGUGCAGUGGUCUGGAAUGCGGUGAAGCACACAGGACCAAGUGGUCGGAUCCAACAUGUGGAAACUGCCAUACCCGAAUUCCAUGCAUACUUUGGAAUCUCCAAGUUGGUUAACGGCUUCAAGACAUCCCUUUUUGCUCAGAACAGCUCUUCGGCUUUCCGUUAA
This is a messenger RNA of Colletotrichum higginsianum IMI 349063, 1125 nucleotides long. RefSeq lists its product as uncharacterized. The transcript has 2 exons. Bases 1 to 1125 code for a protein of 374 amino acids. The record is from RefSeq and is a predicted model, not a curated record. NCBI's taxonomy places the organism in Eukaryota, Fungi, Ascomycota, Sordariomycetes, Glomerellales, Glomerellaceae.